Messenger RNA from Pogona vitticeps (central bearded dragon), 1593 nucleotides. Its product is annotated as phospholipid scramblase 2. Gene Ontology annotation, biological process: plasma membrane phospholipid scrambling. NCBI's taxonomy places the organism in Eukaryota, Metazoa, Chordata, Lepidosauria, Squamata, Agamidae. Gene Ontology annotation, molecular function: phospholipid scramblase activity. Gene Ontology annotation, cellular component: plasma membrane. The record is from RefSeq and is a predicted model, not a curated record.
UUGGCACGCCUUUCCCUUCCUCGCCCUUCUCCGCUGCUCGCUUUCGAGGCCCGGACCUUCCCUCCACCCGCAGUUCCGCCUUUCCCGUAAGGGGCAGAUUUCAUUCAUCCGCCGAGGCGACGGACGGUUGGCUCAGCGGACGAGGCGCAGCGCGGCGGAGCUCUCCCAGAAAUAAUUACACACAGACUGAAAAAAAAUGACAUCAAAUAAACCAGCGCCAGGCCCACCAGCUCCUGGCUACCCUGGAUCUGGAUAUCCUGGACCACAAGCACAAUACGGAUACCCUCAGUAUGCUGCAGGACCUGGUCAAUAUCCUCCUGGACCGGGCUUUGCAGCUGCUCCAGGUCAGCCUCCAUAUACAUUCCAGGGGUAUCCAGGACCUUAUGGGGCUCCCCCUGUUCAGGGUCAGCCUGAUGGUGCUCCUGGUGCAAUGUGGAUGCCGCCGCCACCUCCACCUCCCAACUGUCCCCCAGGUUUGGAAUAUCUAACCCAGAUCGAUCAGAUAUUAAUUCAUCAGCAGCUUGAACUCCUGGAAAUUAUCACUGGCUUUGAAACAUGCAACAAAUAUGAAAUAAAAAAUGCUAUGGGUCAAAAGGUGUAUUUUGCUGCUGAGGAGAAUGACUGCUGUACACGCAACUGCUGUGGACCAUCACGACCCUUCACAAUGAAAAUCAUGGAUAAUCUAGGCCAAGAAGUCAUAGAACUCACACGACCUUUGAGAUGCUCCAGUUGUUGCUGUCCUUGCUGCUUACAAGAGCUUGAAGUUCAUGCCCCCCCAGGCACGCCAGUUGGAUAUAUUAAACAGCUCUGGGAUCCUUGUUUGCCUAAAUUCACCAUACAGAAUGAAGCCAAAGAAGAUAUCCUGAAAAUUGUUGGACCCUGUAUAGUGUGCAGCUGUUGUGAAGAUAUUAAUUUUGAGGUAAAGUCAACAGAUGAGAAGAACACAGUUGGCAGAAUUUCUAAGCAGUGGACUGGCUUUGUGAAAGAAGCUUUUACUGAUGCAGACAACUUCGGAAUCCAGUUCCCAUUGGACCUUGAUGUUAAAAUGAAAGCUGUCAUGCUUGGGGCUUGCUUCCUUAUAGAUUUCAUGUUUUUUGAACAUGGACAAAACCGACAGCAACGAGCUGGGGUCUGGUAACAACUGGGUUGUGCAUUGUAAAUAUUUCAGAGGCGGCCCUUGCAUUACUUCUGUCUUUGUCUGGCUAAAGUGGAAAGUGAAAGAUUUUCUUAAAAUUCUUAUGCCGGAAUCAUAGAUGCACUGCUUGAACCUAUAUUGCUGGAAUGUUAUGUAGGAGAAAAUAAUGAAUAACACAGUGAAAUGUAUGCCUAUUUAUUUUAUUAUAUUAUAGAUGUGUAAAAUGUAUACAUAAUAGAGUGAAAACUCUCCCCAUUCGUGUCUGGUGUUUUGAAUGGCAGCAUGGCAUGUGUUUGGGGGGGGGAGGGUUGGAAGGUAUCAUGUGCCUUAUGAUUUUUAAGGAAGACUGUGCUUUGUGAUUUUUAAGGAAGACUGUGCCUUGUGAUUUUUAACCAUAUGCCUAUGCAUAUGGUCUAUAUGGUGUAUAAGCUAUUAAUAUCAAGCAAACUUCAAAGAUA